Molecule: messenger RNA, 1893 nt
Organism: Vitis vinifera (wine grape)
Lineage: Eukaryota; Viridiplantae; Streptophyta; Magnoliopsida; Vitales; Vitaceae
Product: COBRA-like protein 4
Exons: 6
Coding region: 97-1482 (461 amino acids)
Biological process (GO): plant-type cell wall cellulose biosynthetic process; cellulose microfibril organization
Cellular component (GO): plasma membrane
Source: RefSeq, a predicted model, not a curated record
UUUUCUUUGUAGACUCCUAUUCCCUUUUUAUAACAUACUGCUGCCUUCUUUGAGUGUCACCGGAGAGCUUUUGAUCUCGGUGAACUUAUUUUUGUCAUGGAAUUCAACAAUUCUGCAAACCCAGUUCACCAUACUCCCUUCGAAGCUAAAGAUCGUUGCCAAUGGCAGGACUGUUACUCAUUCAGGGAGUUGAAGCACAUUUUCUCAGUUGUCAUAUUUUUCAUGAUGGUUUCUCAUGCAAUUGCCUAUGAUCCACUGGAUCCAACCGGAAACAUAACAAUAAAAUGGGAUGUUGUGUCUUGGACCCCAGAUGGUUACGUGGCUCUGGUGACUAUGAACAACUUCCAAAUGUACCGGCACAUCAUGACCCCUGGCUGGACCCUAUCAUGGUCAUGGGCUAAGAAAGAAGUGAUCUGGUCAAUGGUGGGAGCCCAAACAACAGAGCAAGGAGACUGUUCCAAGUUCAAAGCGAACAUACCACACUGCUGUGAGAAAACCCCAACAGUUGUUGACUUGCUUCCUGGAGUUCCUUACAACCAACAAAUUGCCAAUUGUUGCAAGGCUGGUGUGGUGGCCGCCUGGGGGCAGGAUCCUGCAGGAUCAGUCUCCUCCUUUCAGGUGAGCGUUGGGCAAGCUGGGACUUCAAACAAAACAGUGAAACUUCCCAAGAAUUUCACUUUGCUUGGUCCAGGACCAGGAUACACUUGUGGCCCUGCCAAAAUUGUCCCCUCCACCAUCUACUUGACUCCUGAUCAUAGACGAAAAACUCAAGCAAUGAUGACUUGGAAUGUUACCUGCACCUAUUCUCAGUUUCUGGCGUCCAAAAACCCCACCUGUUGUGUUUCCUUCUCAAGUUUUUACAAUGAUACCAUGACCCCAUGCCCAUCCUGCGCGUGUGGUUGCCGCAACAAGAACAUGUGUAUCUCUGACUCAAAGAAACUGAAGGCGUUACACAAUCCAAAGAGGAGCAAUACACCAUUGCUACAAUGCACACAUCAUAUGUGUCCCAUACGGGUGCACUGGCAUGUCAAGCUCAACUACAAGGAUUAUUGGCGAGUGAAGAUCGCCAUUACUAAUUUUAACUAUCGGAUGAAUUAUACACAGUGGACACUUGUUGCACAGCAUCCCAAUCUCAACAAUGUCACACAAGUAUUUAGCUUUGAUUACAAGCCUCUUGUCCCCUAUGAAUCCAUAAAUGACACUGGUAUGUUCUAUGGCAUGAAAUUCUACAAUGACCUACUAGUGGAAGCCGGACAGCAUGGAAAUGUCCAGUCUGAGGUGCUUCUUCAGAAGAACAAGGAUACAUUUACUUUCAAGCAGGGAUGGGCAUUCCCUCGAAAAGUUUAUUUUAAUGGUGAUGAGUGCAAGCUGCCCCCGCCUGAUACAUAUCCAUUUUUACCAAACUCUGCCCAUGCAAAUCCAUUUGCCUUUUGGACAAUGGCAGCUCCUCUGCUUUUGAUGAUACUGUACACCAUUUGGUGAUACUUCUAAGAGAAGAGAGAUAGCUUUUGGAAAUCUUUGAGGCAGAAAAUGCAGGGUGGUUUUGAAGGUACGGCACUUUCCUAUGGCAGGUUUAUGAUAUCACAAUGUCCAUAAGCUGUAGAAGAGAUUUUCAAUUGGAUAUUUCAAUCAUACAGAUGUUACAUGAGAGAGUUGAGCUUGCAGAUAAAUAAACUAAAUCAAAGCUCCAUAUGAAAUGUCCAAGAACUCUUGAAGUUUUUCAUGGUACACCAUUGACAAAAUCAACCCUUCAUUUCCUGUCCUUGUUUCUUUUAAUUUGCAAUUUGGAUGUGGAAGUUCAUUAGCUGCCCCUUCUUUUAUGUAGUGCAUGAUCUGAUUAUGUGUUUGGAACUCGAGAAUGAAAAUGGAAAUAAGAUUAAGAUUGUGAGACUA